AUGGCCUGGGUGGGACCCUAUCUAUUGCUAUUUGCUGCUCUUUUGAUGGAAUUUGUUCCACAGACAUCUAAAAGGAUCAAUAAGGAUGUAUCUGUAUCUUCUGAAGAAAUGGGUAUUCGGGUUCGCUUCUCGACCAUGGGAAGGAAUAUCGGUCCUUCAAUUUCUUUGUUCUUAUCCAACCUUUUCUUCUCCCAUCAAAAUUGUCUAGAAGCCCUAAAACCACCCCACCCCACCGAUCGAUUUUGCUCCUCUCGGAUAACGUUCAUCGCCACAGCCAUCCAAUCCACCGCCUCAUCUUAUUCUUCCUCAACCCUCUGUGAGUGUGUCCUCUUCACCACCGAUGAUGCUUCCGGUUCAAGCCUUAUAAGGUCAUUCGUUGCUUUGUUGCUGUUCAAUUGUCCACCGCUUUCGCCACAGUGUCACCACCAUCGACGAACGGCCACCCCUACUACCCUAAACUAUGCCGACCAACACUAUCGCCCCUCUCCUCCUCCACUUUGUCUCUGUGUCGCCUUGGGAUGCGGUAAGGUCGGUACCCCCAUCACCACUGUCACAUUUGGUGCCCUUCAGGUUACAUUUCAAAUGACUUUUGGAAGUCUUCUUCAACUAUUUUGGGGGAGAUCUAUUGUGAUGAUUGGGGUUAGGGGAAAUCCGAAGCUACGAGACAGGGAGGACCUCCGCCAACAAUUUCAAUUUCAUAUAAAAUUGGUUUUUAUAGUCCAUUUGUCAAAGUGCCUAAGACACCUGAAUAUUUACGGAUAA
Messenger RNA from Lactuca saligna, 762 nucleotides. The record is from the annotation of a GenBank genome assembly. Lineage: Eukaryota; Viridiplantae; Streptophyta; Magnoliopsida; Asterales; Asteraceae.